Molecule: messenger RNA, 1118 nt
Organism: Musa acuminata AAA Group (dessert banana)
Lineage: Eukaryota; Viridiplantae; Streptophyta; Magnoliopsida; Zingiberales; Musaceae
Product: protein YIP4b
Exons: 3
Coding region: 163-996 (277 amino acids)
Biological process (GO): endoplasmic reticulum to Golgi vesicle-mediated transport
Cellular component (GO): trans-Golgi network; membrane
Source: RefSeq, a predicted model, not a curated record
CCCCCCCUCCCCCUUCCCUCGGUUCGAUCGAGAUCCCAAAUCGUCGCUCCGUGUCCCUUCCCAUUCGAUCUCUCUCUCUCUCUCUCUCUCUCGCUCGCUCGCUCUCGUUCCUCCUCCUUCGAUCCGGCGGUUGCGCCGCACAUUGCCGCGGCCCGUGGCAAGAUGUCGCACGGCGACACCAUCCCCCUCCACUCCUCCGCCCAGUCCGACAUCGACGAGAUUGAGAACCUCAUCAACGCCGGCUCUCACCCGGUCACCGUCCUCCCCGCCCGGCCCCCCAGCCCUCCCCGCGCCUCCAUCCCUGUCUCCUUCGUUCCCUCCGCCGCUCCCCCGCCCCUGCCCUCCUACCAGAAGGUGCCGUCCUCCACCGCCCCAACCCCUCCUCCGCUCCCGAUCACUCCCACCGCCGCUGGCUCCCGCCUGGGCGUUGGCAUCGCCGCCGAUGGCUUCGGGUCGCCGCCCGACACCCUCACGGAGCCCGUGUUGGACACGGUGAAGCGGGAUCUGUCGCGGAUCGUGAGCAAUCUGAAGCUGGUGGUGUUCCCUAACCCGUUCAGAGAGGAUCCCGGGAAGGCGCUGAGGGAUUGGGAUCUAUGGGGGCCGUUCUUCUUCAUCAUCUUCCUGGGGCUCGUCCUGUCAUGGUCGGCAUCCGUGAAGAAGUCUGAAGUCUUUGCUGUUGCAUUUGCUGUCCUUGCUGCUGGUGCUGUAAUUCUGACUUUGAAUGUUUUGCUCCUGGGUGGUCACAUCAUCUUCUUCCAAAGUCUCAGUCUUCUUGGCUACUGCCUCUUUCCUUUGGAUAUUGGAGCCUUGAUCUGCAUGCUGAAAGAUAAUGUUGUAAUCAAGAUAGUUGUGGUCUCAAUAACAUUGGCAUGGAGCUCCUGGGCAGCAUAUCCAUUUAUGAGCGCAGCCGUUAAUCCACGAAGGAAAGCUUUGGCCCUGUACCCUGUUUUCCUCAUGUAUAUAUCUGUCGGCUUUUUGAUCAUCGCAAUAGAUUAAUGAGUCAACCGAAAACGUCUUUGUUGACUAUAUAGUUUGUCUGUUUUCAAGUGCCCUUUUAUCAGACCAGCAAGAGAUAUUGUUCAUUUCUUGAAGACUAAUAUCUUCUUUUUCUAAUGUCA